Messenger RNA from Penicillium oxalicum, 219 nucleotides. RefSeq lists its product as uncharacterized. The coding region runs from base 1 to 219 and encodes 72 amino acids. The transcript has a single exon. Lineage: Eukaryota; Fungi; Ascomycota; Eurotiomycetes; Eurotiales; Aspergillaceae. The record is from RefSeq and is a predicted model, not a curated record.
AUGCAGAGCCAGAUCUCACCUGCAGAAAGAUACCUCGAAGGACGCGUCGUGGGUGGCCAAAGUGGACUGGCCAAGGUCUUCGUGACCAAAUCUGAGUGGCUCAUCUGUCCUGACAGAAGACGCCAGGUAGCAAUGCCGAGCUUUGCCAAUGUACAGGGCCAUUCUUUGAAUGUCAAUGGGUGGAUUGCUCUCGGUAAAAGUUCAAGCUCCAGCCAGUGA